UGUCAUCAGUUUCCGUUGAAAAUCCAACACAAGACGUAGCCUGCUUUUUCUGAUUUUUUCUUCAAGAUUGAAAAUGACGAAAAUCGCUCUUUGCAUUUUACUCGCUAUCGUAGGCGUUGCGAUGGGUUAUCCAAGCGGCUUUGCACCAGGAUAUUAUCCAACUUAUAACACCGGCUUGAACAACCUGUACAAUCAAUACCCGAAUCAAUAUAACAAUCCUCACUACAACAAUUAUCCUUACGCACAACAGUACCCUGGAUAUAGACAGCCGACUUUCAACAAAGCAUCGGCAAAUGCUCAAGCCUCCUCCAGCACUGGGCUUUUUGGUGGACAAAGCUCAGCUCAAGCCUCCGCCCAUGCAGGAUCGUCAUUUGGGCUGUUUUAAAUCAGUUUGACAUGAUGCAAAGACAUUCUCAACGUCAAGGAAGCUACUCUGCUGGUUUACGAUUCUUUGAUUUUUGAAAAUAGCUUAUA
Molecule: messenger RNA, 474 nt
Organism: Nasonia vitripennis (jewel wasp)
Lineage: Eukaryota; Metazoa; Arthropoda; Insecta; Hymenoptera; Pteromalidae
Exons: 3
Coding region: 74-385 (103 amino acids)
Source: RefSeq, a predicted model, not a curated record